AUGCUGCAGGUUAAUGGGCCUGAUGGCAUUCUGCAGAAUGGAGCUGUGGAUGAUAACGUGGCUAAAACCAGCCAGCUUCUGGCAGAGCUGAACUUUGAGGAAGAUGAGGAAGAUACCUAUUACACAAAGGACCUUCCUGUGCAUGCCUGCAGCUACUGUGGGAUCCAUGACCCAGCUUGUGUGGUUUACUGCAACACCAGCAAAAAAUGGUUCUGUAAUGGACGUGGAAAUACUUCGGGCAGCCACAUCGUUAACCAUCUCGUGAGAGCGAAGUGCAAGGAGGUGACUCUCCAUAAGGAUGGGCCUCUGGGAGAGACUGUCCUGGAGUGUUACAACUGCGGAUGUCGUAACGUGUUUCUCCUGGGCUUUAUUCCAGCCAAGGCAGACUCUGUGGUGGUUUUGCUGUGCAGGCAACCAUGUGCCAGUCAGAGCAGUUUAAAGGAUAUUAACUGGGACAGUUCCCAGUGGCAGCCUCUCAUCCAGGACCGCUGUUUCCUUUCGUGGCUGGUAAAGAUUCCAUCUGAACAGGAACAGCUGAGAGCACGUCAGAUUACAGCUCAGCAGAUUAACAAACUGGAAGAACUUUGGAAGGAAAAUCCGUCUGCAACCCUGGAGGAUUUAGAAAAGCCAGGUGUUGAUGAAGAGCCGCAGCAUGUUCUUCUCAGAUACGAAGAUGCUUAUCAGUACCAAAAUAUAUUCGGGCCUCUAGUCAAGCUUGAGGCGGACUAUGACAAGAAACUCAAGGAGUCUCAGACUCAAGAUAACAUCACAGUCAGAUGGGACUUGGGCUUGAACAAGAAAAGAAUUGCUUAUUUCACUUUGCCGAAGACUGAUUCAGAUAUGCGUCUUAUGCAAGGAGAUGAGAUCUGCUUGAGGUAUAAGGGAGACCUGGCUCCUUUGUGGAAGGGAAUUGGUCAUGUUAUCAAAGUUCCUGAUAAUUAUGGUGACGAGAUAGCCAUCGAGCUAAGAAGCAGCGUUGGAGCACCUGUGGAAGUUACUCAUAACUUCCAAGUCGAUUUUGUGUGGAAGUCUACUUCAUUUGACAGAAUGCAGAGUGCUUUAAAAACAUUUGCUGUGGAUGAGACUUCAGUGUCUGGGUACAUCUAUCACAAGCUGUUAGGCCAUGAGGUAGAAGAUGUAAUUAUUAAAUGCCAAUUGCCAAAGCGCUUUACAGCACAAGGACUUCCUGAUCUCAACCAUUCUCAGGUUUAUGCUGUGAAGACUGUCCUGCAGAGGCCUCUGAGUCUCAUUCAGGGUCCCCCUGGUACAGGAAAAACAGUGACAUCGGCCACAAUUGUCUAUCAUCUGGCUAGACAGGGCAAUGGGCCUGUGUUGGUCUGUGCUCCGAGUAACAUAGCUGUAGAUCAGUUGACUGAGAAGAUUCACCAAACUGGACUGAAAGUGGUUCGUCUGUGUGCUAAAAGUCGUGAGGCAAUUGACUCUCCUGUGUCCUUCUUGGCAUUACACAACCAAAUCAGAAACAUGGAUAGUAUGCCAGAGCUUCAGAAACUGCAGCAGCUUAAAGAUGAAACUGGAGAACUGUCAUCUGCUGAUGAGAAACGUUACCGGGCACUGAAACGAACGGCAGAGCGUGAAUUACUUAUGAAUGCAGACGUGAUCUGUUGCACGUGUGUGGGAGCUGGCGAUCCAAGACUUGCAAAAAUGCAGUUCCGCUCCAUUUUGAUUGACGAAAGCACCCAGGCCACUGAGCCGGAGUGCAUGGUGCCCGUGGUCCUGGGAGCAAAACAGCUGAUUCUCGUGGGUGACCACUGCCAGCUGGGGCCCGUGGUGAUGUGCAAGAAGGCAGCCAAGGCCGGGCUGUCGCAGUCCCUCUUCGAGAGGCUCGUGGUGCUGGGGAUCCGGCCCAUCCGCCUGCAGGUGCAGUACCGCAUGCAUCCCGCGCUCAGCGCCUUCCCAUCCAAUAUCUUCUAUGAGGGUUCACUCCAGAACGGCGUUACUGCAGCUGACCGUGUGAAAAAGGGAUUUGACUUCCAGUGGCCGCAGCCAGAUAAACCAAUGUUUUUCUAUGUUACACAAGGACAAGAGGAAAUUGCCAGUUCAGGCACCUCUUAUUUAAACAGGACUGAAGCAGCCAAUGUGGAGAAGAUAACGACAAAGUUAUUGAAGGCUGGUGCCAAACCAGAUCAGAUUGGCAUUAUUACUCCCUAUGAAGGUCAACGAUCUUACCUGGUGCAGUACAUGCAAUUCAGCGGUUCCUUGCAUACAAAACUUUACCAGGAAGUGGAAAUUGCGAGCGUGGAUGCCUUCCAGGGCCGAGAGAAGGACUUUAUUAUCCUUUCUUGUGUAAGGGCCAACGAACACCAAGGAAUAGGAUUUCUGAAUGACCCUAGGCGUCUUAAUGUGGCUCUUACAAGAGCAAGGUAUGGAGUAAUCAUUGUUGGGAACCCAAAAGCGCUGUCUAAACAACCAAACCUCCGGGAGAGUCUCAUGCAGUUCAGCAAGCCCCGGAAACUUGUCAACACCAUCAAUCCUGGUGCCCGUUUUAUGACUACUGCCAUGUACGACGCACGUGAGGCCAUUAUUCCAGGAUCUGUCUAUGACCGGAGCAGUCAAGGGCGCCCAUCCAACAUGUACUUCCAAACCCAUGACCAGAUCGGGAUGAUUAGUGCUGGCCCCAGCCACGUCACUGCUAUGAACAUUCCCAUCCCUUUCAACCUCGUGAUGCCACCCAUGCCACCACCGGGAUACUUUGGCCAGGCCAACGGACCAGCUGCAGGACGCGGGGCACCAAAAGGAAAGACCGGGCGCGGUGGGCGUCAGAAAAACCGUUUUGCGAUUCCUGGAACUAGUCAGUCAAACCUUCCAAACAGCCAAGCGAGCCAGGAUGUGGUGUCCCAGCCGUUCUCCCAGGGCCCCCUGACUCAGGGGUAUAUCUCCAUGAGUCAGCCGUCGCAGAUGAGCCAGCCUGGGCUCUCCCAACCAGAAUUAUCACAGGACAGUUACCUUGGUGAUGAGUUUAAGUCUCAGAUCGAUGUGGCGCUGUCACAGGACUCUACUUACCAGGGUGAACGUGCAUAUCAACAUGGCGGAGUGACGGGACUGUCACAGUAUUAGAGUGUUGAGGAAGAAGAGCUAAGCUUGUGUGGAGCUUAGUUCAUCAGCAUUUUAUUCUGGGUAAUA
This is a messenger RNA of Tinamus guttatus (white-throated tinamou), 3141 nucleotides long. The record is from RefSeq and is a predicted model, not a curated record. NCBI's taxonomy places the organism in Eukaryota, Metazoa, Chordata, Aves, Tinamiformes, Tinamidae.